Drosophila bipectinata is the source of this 2071-nucleotide messenger RNA. RefSeq names its product Heat shock protein 68 (gene Hsp68). Gene Ontology annotation, molecular function: ATP-dependent protein folding chaperone; ATP binding. Lineage: Eukaryota; Metazoa; Arthropoda; Insecta; Diptera; Drosophilidae. The record is from RefSeq and is a predicted model, not a curated record. Gene Ontology annotation, cellular component: nucleus; plasma membrane; cytosol.
GGACGUUGAAUCAAAAGAAAAUUCAAAGAAAUACAAAAAUGCCAGCUAUUGGAAUCGACUUGGGCACCACGUACUCAUGCGUGGGUGUCUUCCAGCACGGAAAGGUUGAGAUCAUCGCCAACGACCAGGGCAACCGGACUACACCCAGCUAUGUGGCCUUUACCGACUCGGAGCGCCUGAUUGGAGACGCUGCCAAGAACCAGGUGGCAAUGAAUCCCAAGAACAGCGUUUUCGAUGCCAAGCGGUUGAUUGGCCGCAAGUACGACGACCCGAAAAUCCAGGACGACAUCAAACACUGGCCCUUCAAGGUCAUUAGCGACUGCGGCAAGCCCAAGAUGAGCGUGGAGUUCAAGGGGGAAGAGAAGCGCUUUGCUCCGGAGGAAAUCAGCUCCAUGGUGCUCAUCAAGAUGAAGGAGACGGCGGAGGCCUAUCUGGGCACUACAAUUCGUGAUGCAGUCAUUACGGUGCCUGCCUACUUCAACGACUCCCAGCGCCAGGCCACCAAGGAUGCCGGAGCCAUCGCCGGAUUAAAUGUCCUUCGCAUUAUUAACGAGCCAACUGCCGCAGCUCUGGCCUAUGGACUCGACAAGAAUCUUAAGGGAGAGCGCAAUGUGCUCAUCUUUGACUUGGGCGGCGGCACUUUCGAUGUCUCUAUUUUGACCAUCGACGAAGGAUCUCUUUUCGAGGUGCGGUCUACGGCCGGCGACACUCAUCUGGGUGGCGAGGACUUUGACAACCGACUGGUAAACCAUCUGGCAGAGGAGUUUAAGCGCAAGUUUAAGAAGGAUCUGCGCACUAAUCCUCGCGCUCUGAGACGCCUUCGAACUGCAGCCGAACGCGCUAAGCGCACUUUGUCCUCCAGCACAGAGGCUUCCAUCGAGAUUGAUGCCCUGUUCGAGGGUCACGAUUUCUACACCAAGGUGAGCCGGGCCCGUUUCGAGGAGUUGUGCGGCGACCUCUUCCGCAAUACCCUGGAGCCCGUGGAAAAGGCCCUAAAGGAUGCCAAGAUGGACAAAGGACAGAUUCAUGACAUUGUCUUGGUAGGAGGAUCCACCCGCAUCCCCAAGGUUCAAAAUCUUCUGCAGGGUUUCUUUGGCGGAAAGACCCUUAAUCUGUCCAUCAAUCCUGAUGAAGCGGUGGCCUAUGGAGCGGCUAUACAGGCAGCCAUUCUUUCCGGCGACGAAAGCAGCCAGAUAAAGGAUGUCUUACUGGUGGAUGUGGCUCCGCUAUCACUGGGCAUUGAGACUGCUGGUGGAGUGAUGACCAAGCUAAUCGAGCGCAACAGCCGCAUUCCUUGCAAACAAUCCAAAACAUUCACAACCUACGCCGAUAACCAGCCUGCGGUGACUAUCCAGGUUUUCGAGGGCGAGCGUGCUCUGACUAAGGACAACAACGUGCUGGGCACAUUCAACCUGACCGGCAUCCCACCUGCACCCAGAGGCGUGCCAAAGAUUGACGUCACCUUCGACUUGGACGCCAAUGGUAUCCUCAAUGUUACCGCCAAGGAGCAGGGCACCGGUAAUGCCAAGAACAUUACGAUCAAGAACGACAAGGGCCGGUUGUCGCAGGCCGACAUCGACCGCAUGCUCAACGAGGCGGAGAAGUAUGCCGAGGAAGAUGAGCGCCACCGCCAAAGGAUCGCCGCCCGCAACCAGCUGGAGAGCUACGUUUUCAGUGUUAAGGAGGCCGCCGAGCAGGGUGGCGAUCGCAUCAGCCAGUCGGACAAGAGCAGUGUGCUGGAGAAGUGCAACGAGGCUGUUAAAUGGCUUGACUCCAAUACCACUGCCGAGAAGGAGGAGUUCGAGCAUAAGCUGGAAGAGCUGACGAAGUUCUGCAGCCCCAUCAUGACCAAAAUGCACCAGCAGGGAGCAGGAGGAGAUGGUCCGCGUACUAACGGCGGCCAGCAGUCAGGAAGCUGCAACAACGGUGGUUACAAGGGUCCCACUGUUGAGGAGGUGGACUAAUUCCAAAUGCCAUAGCAUUAAACUAGUAUUGUUGAAUCUCAGUCUUUAUAGUUUAAAAUAAGUUACUGAAUUUAAUUCAAUUAAAAUAAUAUCUAGUCAGUAGCAAA